Molecule: messenger RNA, 497 nt
Organism: Gekko japonicus
Lineage: Eukaryota; Metazoa; Chordata; Lepidosauria; Squamata; Gekkonidae
Product: phospholipase A2 inhibitor subunit gamma B-like
Exons: 4
Coding region: 27-497 (156 amino acids)
Source: RefSeq, a predicted model, not a curated record
GUUAUAGCAAGGUCACUGACUUCCCAAUGGAGGGUAAAAAAAGGGGAGAAACAACAUAUCACAAACUGGGAUGCAUGGGACGUCCCAAUUGCCACCCAAUCAAUUACACUGCCAGCUUGCCAGAUGGUAAAUACAUCCACUUGGAAGUCAAGUGCUGCAACAAAAUUUUUUGCAAUGAACCUAUUGGUGCACUAAAUCAAAAGAAUCGCGCCAUCAAUGGGAUGGAGUGCCCAGGCUGCCUCGCCCGCAUCCCUAACGCAAAUGAAUCUUGUUCGAGUGACGCUACUGUCAGAUGUCGUGGCCAGGAGAAUAAAUGCAUUUCGUACACCGGUGGCCUUCAGGCACCCAAGUUCAACUAUGACCCAGUCAGCUUCAAAGGCUGUGCGACCAAAAAUCUGUGUGACUUACUAACAGGAGCCACAGAAAAAGGAAAUGACCUCCUGAAACCCAUAGACACAGUAGAAGCGGAAUGUUCCUGUGCCGAAUUCACAGCUUAA